AUGGGGAAGCAAAUUCGCGAGAAAGAAUGUGCAUUGCCAAAUCGAAAUAGUCAUCAUACUCAUCCAGGACGAGUAUGGGGAAUUCUUCACGUUAUAAAGUACCAUCAUUGGCGUCAGGUCAAGAGAAGGCUUACACGCAGGAGGCAUGGUGGCGAAAGACCCGAUGCUAGAGCUAAAAUUCCAGGAACUUCUGAUGAUUCAGGGGUUCACUCUAUUCCAGAACAUUAUAAGCCACAUACAGAACUAUCUAAUGUUGAAGAAAAGCCAGUAUACUCCUCUCCACCAGCCAAAAUUACUAUCAAAUCCCGAUUAAGAUCACUUCUUAAUGAAGAUAUAUACAGAAGGAAGGGUCGACACAAGAGAAGCUCAACCUGCCCUGCAAAGUCGCAACUAACUCAUGCCAAUUCUGUUCACAACUUAGAGGUUGAUCUACUUGGUGAAUUGUUACUAACUGUUCAGAGCCCUGACCCAGUCCUAGAAACCUUUCAAAACCAUCUUGCUGCUGGUACAUUGGAUGAGUUGACACCAGUUUUAUAUGAGAAACCAAUUGCCAACAAUGACAAAUGUGUAGAUUGUGGAACAAUGUUUUCUAAAGACAUUUUGGAACAUAGCAAGAUUCAUAAGCACUUGUGCUCUCCUAGUCAAGGUGGUCCUGAAGAGAAGUUGAUGAAUGCACAGAUACUUACAACUGAUGCUUCACCCCAUCUUGUCAAGGACUUUCUUGAUGCAUUGGAUGUGAUCAACACAAACAAGGACUUCCUAUUAGAAUAUAUACAGGAUCUAGGCUCUCCUUUGCCAUUCCACACUCAUGAUCAACAAUCUUUCAACGGUAAACAGAGACGAGCCAAAUCUCUCUCAUUUCCUGUAUCUGCCUCAUCAUCAGGAAGCCAAGAUUCUGUUUCAGGCCAACUCAUAAAUCAAAUGGUAGAUUAUUGGUUGGAUUCAGAAGAAGAGAAGUUGCAAAAUCAAAGUAACAUGCAAAAUACGAGCAUGGAUGAGUCCUCAGAAGAUUCUCACCAACAGUCCUUACCAUCAAGUUUUUCAAAUAAUUAUGAUCAAUGGGGUGAAAGAGGUACUAAUUCUCCAUCAGUUUCAUCCCAUGUUCCCAACAAUGUGAAAACUAGGCAUUUCAGGGAUCUUAGAAAGAAGAUGAAGCACAUAAUUGAAGAUGGAAGAAAUGAAAAGCAUCGCAUUACCAUGGAUGCUAUACUUGACAAAAUUCCUUGUGGAAAGAGGCUCACAAAAAAAGUAAAGAAGUUUAUCCACGUCAAAUCCAAAGACCCCACAAUUAAAUGGGAAGAUGAAGACCGUGCAACCAGCGGUUUUGGUAGCCAUCUCUCUUCUAAUUCCUUCAACAAGCAUCAACCAUCACCCAUGAGGACUUCAUUUCUAAAAGAUUCAGCUGGUAGAUAUUCUCAGUUGUAUCAUCAGACUUGUUUUAACAGUGAUGCCAAGUAUCCUAAGGCUGAGAACUUAAGAUUGAGAACAGAAGAGAGAAAUUCAAUAUUAAAGACCCCAAAAUCCUUUAAAAGGUUUCUUUCAAUGCCUAAUUUAAAAUCUUACUUUCACCAGAAUGAGGAGCUGCCUUUACCUUUAUCCCCCCAAAAUUCAAUCAAGAAUUUUGGAGAUAGAACAACAAGCACAAAUGUCACUGAUCAGCAACAAAGAAGUUUUGACAAUAAUGAUGAUUCAAUGAGUCAAAUUUUACCACCUACAUUUGCUGAUAAUAUAAAUCAAGACAGCAAUUUGAAUGCUGACCAAAAGCAACUUCUUGCCAGGAGUGCUUCAAAAUCAAGAUUAGAUUUUAGUACUGAGGCAGAGGCAGAUAAGAGCAUAGGAAUUGAAGGUUUAGGUGACUUGAGAGACAGUGAACAAGACAUUGGAGCUGAAACAGAAUCUAUUGUGCCAGUGGAAGCAAACUCAGUCUUCUCUUCUGACACUAGCUUCCUAGAUUUUACAUUUGAUCUCGAGAACUUAAACAUACAGGAAGAAGAAUCAGACACAGAAAUAAACCCAGGGCAAGGUGAUGAUGGAUUGGAUGAUAUGGCUGAGCACCAAGAGGCUAAAGAGGAUCACCCUGAGAAGGUUGAGAAUUUUCAAAACCUUGGAACUCUAAGCAAGCGUUUCAACUAUGAAAUUCCAAGUAUUGAAGUGGAUCCAAGUAAUGAAGCUACAUUUAAUUAUGUGAGAAAGGUUUUAGAGCUUUCUGGGUUCACUGGCCAUGAUUCCCUUGGGAUAUGGUAUUCUGAUAACCAACCACUUGAUCCUUCAAUGUAUGAAGAAUUGGAGGGGUGCUUGCUUCUUGAUCCUGAUUGUUCUCGUAAUAGUGAAGGUGGAGAAUGUAAUCAUCAUCUGCUUCUGUUUGAUAUAAUCAAUGAAGGGUUGCUGGAGAUUUUUGGCAGAUCUUACAACUAUUAUCCAAGACCAUUGUCUUAUCUCUCCCAUGUUCACCCACUACCAUCAGCAGAAAAUGUUCUCUGUAAAGUGUGGACACUCAUUAGCUGGUAUCUGAUGAACUCAACAACAUCUGAGCUUUACCUAUCAUUGGAUUAUUAUGUGAGCAAAGAUCUUGCAAAAUAUGAUGGGUGGAUGAAUCUCCAAUUUGAUUCUGAAUGUGUGGGGCUUGAGCUAGAUGACUUGAUUUUUGAAGAUCUAUUGGAGGAAAUAAUCUCCACCUAACCUAAGUUUUGCUAGCUUGGUAUUUUCUCCUUACCAUGGUUAAAU
Molecule: messenger RNA, 2724 nt
Organism: Glycine soja
Lineage: Eukaryota; Viridiplantae; Streptophyta; Magnoliopsida; Fabales; Fabaceae
Exons: 4
Coding region: 1-2679 (892 amino acids)
Source: RefSeq, a predicted model, not a curated record